Messenger RNA from Umbelopsis ramanniana AG, 1133 nucleotides. RefSeq lists its product as uncharacterized. The record is from RefSeq and is a predicted model, not a curated record. The transcript is spliced from 3 exons. The coding region runs from base 50 to 1024 and encodes 324 amino acids. NCBI's taxonomy places the organism in Eukaryota, Fungi, Mucoromycota, Umbelopsidomycetes, Umbelopsidales, Umbelopsidaceae.
CAACGGGCUCUAAUUAUGUGUAUCGCAGGCUGAACAAUUGAAAAUCCUAAUGAUAAAAUAUCGUGAACCUCCGUUGACGGUAGUCAAAACGUCGCAUCUUCUCACGUUUUUACACCACUUAUUGAUCUUGGUUCCUAUCACAUCCACGCCAAAUGUUCCCACCUUUCCAUUAUCGCAACUUUUUGAAGAUCUUGGAAUGACAUUAACCCUGCGGCCUACACAGCAAUUUCCUUUUGCAUAUCAAAUUUGGAUAAUGAAUCUUCAGUUCAUGCUUUCUUGUAUCAAAGAAGUCGCACCUCAGGCACUUUAUAAUGCUGGUAUUACUACACCGGUGGUCUUGGGGAUCAUAAAACAUGUUUUGCUAGAGUUGACCAGACUUCCAAUCGAGGUCAAUUCCAUUCAACAAAAAUGUUUUGAUAUGGGUAAAGAGUUAUUGGAUACAUUCCUGUUGAAGGAUACUCAAAGCGAAAGGUCUACGACGUCGACCGGAUCCAAGCCAAUUGUCAUACCAAAGGUGUCAUAUUACGAUAUCAUAUUUUCGUUCCCAGAGCUGUAUGGCCACUUCUUACAUGGAUCGAUGAUGCCUAUUCGAAACGAAUCAGCACCUUCUGCAUACCCACAGCCUUCAAUCGUCAAUUAUCGUAUAUGGCAGGCAACACUCCAAUAUAUGAUUGCAUCCAUACGCCAGGACGUUAAACUUCUCGAUCGCAUACCAACCUUGAUGGCCAUCAAUAUCAUAAAGCAUGUUCUGCGGGAAAUCAAUACUCUACCAGCUGAUCUCAGCAAAUCCGAAUCACGCUGCCUCAAUAGCGGAAAAGAGUUGAUCAACUUAUUGUUAUUAGGACCCCAUGGUGACGGUGCAGGUGUUGUAUCUCACUACGACAUCAUCGUGGCUCUCCCCGAUGUUUAUGGUCACUUUCUACGGGGAACUUUUGCUCAAAGCGUUCAUUGGACCAUGGAAAAAUUUAUCAAUGAGCUUGGAAAACGUAGAAAACAAGUUACCAUAUGUUUGAAGGAGAUCUGAUUGAAUUUGUCAAAGAGGGUAAUUCCACUGGCAUCGAAACACACUUCCGCGAUAUGCUGUUCCAAAGAGCAUCCAUGGAUGAGUUCAGGCAACUGACCAAAUCUCUCAC